AUGGAGGGUGCAACGCUUUGCAUGUCCAAAUCCGAGGAGGUGUUUGUCUCCGGUGCUUUUUCUUGCAGUACUGAGAAAUGCAACUGCCACCACGGCAGCCAUGCCGCCAUUAAUGGCGUCGUCGUCGACAUGCCAAGAACGCCCGUGUCCAAGGAAAGAGUGGUGGUGGUCAUGGGCGCCACUGGAACAGGCAAAACCAAGCUCGCCAUUGAGUUGUCGCUCAGGUUCUUAGGCGAAGUCAUCAACUCUGAUAAGAUCCAAGUGUACCCCGGGCUCGACAUCGCCUCCAAUAAGAUUGCACCGGCGAAGCAGCGUGGGGUUCCGCACCAUCUGUUAGAUUUUUAUGAUUCGGCAUCCGGGGAGUUACCGGCCGCUGAGUACCGUGCCGUGGCUGGCUACAAGAUUCAAGAGGUCUCGGCCCGCGGCCGAGUGCCGUUCCUCACUGGAGGGUCGAACUCGUUCAUCUACGCGCUGCUCGCGGACCAGUUCGACCCCAACUACGACCCGUUCGUCAGUGAGGAAAUGAGAGAGGAAGGGGCCCCGCAAUACGACUGCUUGUUCAUCUGGGUGCACGUGGACGCCAAAGUGCUGGCCGAGCACCUCGCACGCCGAGUGGACGAGAUGGUGCAGGAGGGCUUGAUGGACGAGUUGGGCGACUUCUUCAUGAAGGAAGGGGCGAAGGAGAAGUAUGUCGGGAUCGGGAAGACCAUCGGGGUGUCUGAAUUCCGAGCUUACUUCACUGAAAAAGGCAUGCGGACUCGACCAGUCUACGAGGCGGCGCUCGCUGCCAUGAAGGAGAACACGCGCUUAUUGUCGGAGAUACAAAUACAGAAGAUCAAGCGACUGCAGUCGAUGGGCUGGCCGCUGCUUCGAGUGGACGCCACGGCUGCUGUGACGGCGUAUCUCUCCGGGCAGGAGGGUGCCAUGGCGGUGCCUUGGCAAAGGGAUGUGAUUGAGCCGAGCACGACUGCUGUGGCACAGUUUUUAGAGAAGAGAUCAAACUAA
Molecule: messenger RNA, 1005 nt
Organism: Zingiber officinale
Lineage: Eukaryota; Viridiplantae; Streptophyta; Magnoliopsida; Zingiberales; Zingiberaceae
Product: adenylate isopentenyltransferase 1, chloroplastic-like
Exons: 1
Coding region: 1-1005 (334 amino acids)
Biological process (GO): cytokinin biosynthetic process; tRNA modification
Cellular component (GO): mitochondrion
Molecular function (GO): tRNA dimethylallyltransferase activity
Source: RefSeq, a predicted model, not a curated record